AGCCUUAGGCUUGCGGAAGCUGGACAGAACUCGAUGGAAGUUGAUGGAAGUCAUUCAGAUUUUUGUAGGACGAUCGACUGUACAAUUUUCCAUAAGUACGUAAUUUUGUCAUUUUAAAUAAGAGUAUUAAACUCAACUAAUUCAGUUGUAUAUAAUUAUCAGUCUUUGAAUUUUAUAAUUACCAAAAAAGUUUAUGUUUUCGGAGAUCGUAGGGCGUGCAAAAAAUUUAAUAUGACCACUACAAUGCCAUCGACAAAUGAAGAGAUAAGUCGUCGGAAUACUUUCUUCAGCAUCUGCAGUUCUGUUGAUGAUGCUGCUAUACCUGCUAUAUGUACCUCACUCUAUGGCAUUAUUUCAACUCUGUUGUUACCAUUAACGGUACGAGGUCCUAUUGGUGGUCAAUAUGGUGUGUUGAUACUGGUACUCGCGGACCAUGAUGACCCAUCUACUACUUAUCAAGAAUUUCAUUUACUGACUUUGACAGAUAUGUCCAUUUCACUUGAGAUGUUUCUGAUAAGCAUGCUCUUUUUUGCGCAUUUAAUAGGUUUUAUUAGUGUGAUUAAGAAAUGGAUGAGAGGCUUAGUAUUUUAUUCAAUUUUCUGUUUCGUCGAAUUUGUGCUAAGUUUAUUAUGGUUGGCCAAUGUGUUGGGCGGACAUAUCAAGUCUCAUGUUAUGUCACAAUAUACAUUGGGAUGGUAUUGCUUCUUUGCUGUCGUCAUCCAAGUCAUCUCUUGUAACGCAGUUGAUUCUUUUUGCGAUGAAGGAGCAGGAAAAAACAAGAAAUCUGAUGAAGAAUUACCAAGUAUCAUGGUUGUUUAGCGAUGAUCUUUU
Messenger RNA from Aphidius gifuensis, 831 nucleotides. RefSeq lists its product as uncharacterized. The coding region runs from base 232 to 819 and encodes 195 amino acids. The transcript has 5 exons. Lineage: Eukaryota; Metazoa; Arthropoda; Insecta; Hymenoptera; Braconidae. The record is from RefSeq and is a predicted model, not a curated record.